Molecule: messenger RNA, 775 nt
Organism: Geodia barretti
Lineage: Eukaryota; Metazoa; Porifera; Demospongiae; Tetractinellida; Geodiidae
Source: the annotation of a GenBank genome assembly
AGGGGCAGAGACAGCAAUCGAGAGAGGCUGGGACCUCGUGAGACUCACAGGAACGAGACGAGCUGCUUUGACGUGGCGCUCUACCAACAUGGGUUCUUCUUCACCAAGGAGUACAGUGAGGAAGUGUACGGCCCAAAGGCCAAGCACGUCUCAUUUCACGACUUCUUCAAGUACAAGUACCAGAUCAACAUAGACGGCACCGUGGCCGCCUACAGAUUUCCCUACCUAAUGGGCGGGGGCUCCCUCAUUCUCAAGCAGGACUCUCAGUACUACGAGCACUUCUACCGCCACCUCCGACCCUGGGUCCACUAUGUCCCAGUCAAGAGAGAUCUCAGCGACAUUGUUGAGAGAUUGCAGUGGGCACUGGAUCACGAUGAUGAGGCAAGAGCGAUGGCCGGCAAUGCCUACCAAUUCCUCCACGACAACCUACUGCCAGAGCAUCUCUACUGCUACAUAGCCAGACUCCUCAGCCACUACUCAGAGCUGAUAGUCGGGACACCGGCUGUCCAUCCAGGGAUGGAGUCCGUCGUCCCUGAGACACCUCACGACUGCUCCACAACCUGCCAGAAGUUGAGGUCCACCAGACGGCAUGCACAGGGGGACAGAGAUGAACUCUAGCAGGACACAAACCAAGUGAUAUAUACAUCAUGUCAACAAAACUGCAUAUUUUCUCACUUAUCUGGUGACUGCAAAAAUCAUUUGUGGAAUAAGGAAUAAAAAGCCAAGUAAACUGAAAGUUCGAUAUAAAAGUGAGGAGUUUCUUGGCUACUUGGUU